Molecule: messenger RNA, 4352 nt
Organism: Prorocentrum cordatum
Lineage: Eukaryota; Dinophyceae; Prorocentrales; Prorocentraceae
Source: the annotation of a GenBank genome assembly
GACAGGGGCCAGCUCCUCUUGCGGUGCCCCAGUUGCAGAUGCGCCUGGACGGGUGGCCACAGCCGACAAGUGCGGGGCUGUGCAGUUGGCGACGCCUGCUGGUCGAGUUCGAGGGGGAGGCGUUCUUACACGAACGUUUGGUGAUUAAGGCACACCCCAACGGCGGCUCAGCCUGGAUUGCGACGCCUGAUCAGGACGAGUACGAGGAGAACUACCGUAACGAUCCCGACAUCGUGGGGGUCACCUUCCUGGAUGAUGCGGGUCGCCCUCCAGCGCCGCCCCACCUGCCGGUGUGCGCCUUUCGGGCUGCCCCGACUCAGGCGGUCCUGCAGGCAGCGCUCGGCAACGCAGAGGUGCAAACUCAGCUGUUGGGCUGGGGCCAGGCUGUCGCGGCGCCGCAGGUCCAAGCGGGUGCGAUCGGUGUCCCAGGCGCGGGGAAGUGGCUCCUGGCGGAGCCGUGCGGCAACAUGAAAAUCGGGGAUGAGGCGCCUGUUGCUCCCACGGGCCCGUUCGCGAGCGUGAAGGCGGUGUCGACCUGCACGCAGCCGUCGGGCAACGCCGUGGCCGUCUUCGUGGAGUGGGUGCCGACGCAGAAGGUUGGCAGCUUCAGGGAUGACAAGAUCGAUCUCUACGCAUCGGAGGUGAGUGAUUGUCGCAUUAUGGAGCCCCGUUUCGAGCAUGGCGUUCGCAGUCGUACCUUCAACGACGGAGUGUUGGAGUUGUUCGAGGAGCCUGACCUCGAUGGCUUCCCGAAGGGUCCUCGCAUCACGUUGGGCACCGCACAGACUUUGAGGUCUCAGGGGCUGACCUGGCAGACCCAGGCUCGUGAGUGGCCCGUCGCGGCUCGCAUUCCUCCUGGGGACAGGUCGGUGCACGAGUACAAGCUGAUCUGUGAGGUUUUGAAUGCGUUGCAGUGCAUCGAUCAGUGUAACCUGCCGAACCUGGUAGGGGCCGAGCUCCUGGUGAGGCGCAAGAGCGUGCUGGAGGAGGCGCACGCCUCGUCUCCCAGCAACCCGGACUACAGCGCAGCCGACAUCAUGAUGGGCUGGGCUGAGACGAGGGGCACGGGGAGCACUCCUGAGUCACUCAUGAGCUACACCGCUAACAGGCUGAAGGAUAAGGCAGCGAUCUUGAAGGAGAAGAGGAAGGCAGUCGAUGAGUCCAGGCUCGGGGGAAAAGGUCAGCCCUCGAAAGACAAGGACAAGGGCACCAAGCAUCGCUGCAGGAGGCUGCAGCAGCGCUUCGACCGCAGGAAGGCAGUUCUGAGCCGCGCCGUCGACUCCGUCAAGGCGCUUAAUUGGUUGCAUGGUGGGCGCCGGCCUCCAAGUUUUUCGAGUCCGACCCUGUCGCAGGCUACGGCUCUUCAGCACCUUCUGGACGUCCAUCGGACUGACGUCCCGGAGAUCGUUAAUGCCGAGGCAGCCCGCGUGGAGUUGCUCGGCGCAGGACAGGACUACGCUGGUGGUCCUGAACUUCCCAUCGCGAGUUACGACAAGGAUCUGCUCUCCAUGCCCCAGCUUGGGGCGGAGCCCGUCGACCUGUCCACGGUGCUGGAGGGCAGGGCCAGAGAAUGUCUCGUUAACUUCGAAGAGGAGAUCUUGCACGGUCCCGACGAUUGGGGCCAUAUUACUGAGUGUGAGGAGCAUGUUAGACCGUAUAUGGAUCCAGUGCUUAAGUCCGACGCUGACGCUUACUUCGACUUCGUGAUGAGGGGUCACAGGUCGGGUUUGUUUCGCUUCGGCCGCACGUCCCAUGUUAUCGUCACCCCCUUCUUUGCGAGGAAGAAGGCUGGCACUUUGAGAUUGAUACUUGAGUGCCGUCCGAGUAAUCGCAGGAUGCGUGAGAGCCCCUACGUUCGGCUGGGGGGGCCGGCUGACGUUGCUCGGCUACUGCACUCGCGCGGCGACGGGGGCCCGUACGUGGCCCUCGGCGACGUGAAGGAUUAUUUUCAUUGCUGCGGGCUUCCACCAGGUGACAGCAUCUUUCCACAGUCCAGGGUCGCUCCCAUGGGGUGGUCUUGGGCCUGUUACUUUGCGCAGUCUGCUACAACGUCCCUGGUGCAUCGUUUCUCGGGCUCCGAGGGUGACAGCUUCCUGGAAUCCUGUGAGCCUCCUCCUGGUCUCGAUCGGCCCGCUUACAACGUCUACAUAGACAACAUUAGCAUCUUCGGCCAAGGUAAGUCACAGACCGAUAGGAUCGCCAACCAGGUUUUCGACGGGGUCGAGAGUGUGGGCUUUAGGGUUCACGAGCGCACGUCUGCCAGCAAGUGGGCUCUUACGCUCGGCCUUGAGAUCGACUUCCUGUAUAGCACGGUCCAAGGAAAAAGGCAAAAGAGGUGGAAGUUGAAGGCAGUUUUGGAUUGGUUGGCAGGUGCUCCGUAUGUGUCGGGUAAGGAGAUUGAGAGACUCCUGGGCCAUACCACCUUCCACUUCGGUCCUAAUCGGCUAUUCUUGUCCAUCUUUAACAAUGCCUAUGACUUCAUUCGUUCGAGUUACACCUCUCGAGUGCGUCUCUCGCCCUCGGUGGCUAGGGAGUGCUGGGCCGCUGGGUGUCUUAUCUCGUUCGCGUUCGCCGAUCUGGGAAGGGACUUCGACCCGCACGUGAGCUGUUUCGACGCUAGUACGUGUGGGGCAGGGGUCGUCACGGCGCCUUGGGACUCGGCUCAGGUUCGUUCAGAAUGCGAAUGGGAGGAGAGAUGGCGUUUCAAGUGGGAUGUGUAUGAUCGAGUUGCGCCCAGGGACAACAACUUCUUAUCGCUGGACUGGGGGGGCAUCGACAGCGUCAAGCCUUGUCGUGACAGGUCGUCGCUCUGGUCGCUGGACAAGUCGUUCAGAGAGGUCCCGAAAGAGAACCUCGUGGGCCCGACGUGGACCAAGGUCGUUCGGAGUUUUUUGAAGGACGAGGAGCCGAUAUUCUGUCUGGAGGCUCGCGCGGGUCUGCUGGCGGUGCGUCAUAAGUUACGGGCGGUCUCCAGUUUCGGUAAGACUCAUCUACACCUUGGGGACUCCAUGACCGCCAUCCUGGCUUUCGAGAAGGGUCGGGCUAAACAUCGAGGUCUUCUGGGUGCUUGCCGUCGCCUUUUGGCUCUGAGCGUGGCCUCCAACACCAGGCACCAUUUCAGGUGGGUGCCGUCGGAGCUGAACCCGAGUGAUCCUGAUUCACGCUACUUCGAGCUUCCAGCGGACCCGCUGGACACGGUGCUGGCCGAGAAGACACGUCGGUCGGCUCGACGCCUGGUGUUCAAGCGUCAGAGGGCGUUGAAGCGGGUUCGUGCCAUAGGGGGCGUGGUUCCAGCCCUGAGGGCUCUGAAGGGCGAGCGCACAGUGCUGGAGAGCUCUCACCCGUCGACUCCCGUCAGGAGGGACUACUGUCGGCGGCUCGACAAGUUCUGGGAGUUCGGGCGAAGCCAAGGUCUCUCCUUGGCCAACCUGAAAGUUUGCGACGACGCGCUGUGCGACUUUGCCGACCUGCAGUUCCUGGACGGCGAACAGGUCGACGCGGGGGCCAAGCUCCUGGCCGCCCUGGAGGACCACGACGUGCAGCGGUUCGGCAAGCCCAGCCUUCCUCGGUUUCGACGAGUUCUUCGAGCUUGGCAUCGGAAGGGGCCUGUGGGCAGCAGGGGCCCUCUACCGUUCCGCCUCUUGGCGGGCAUCUUGGGCGUCCUGUCGCUCCACGGCUUUCACGAGGAGGUGCUGGCGCUGGCCCUCAUGUUCUGCUGCUACCUGCGCCCGUCCGAGCUCCUGACGGUGGUCGAAGGCGACCUCCUCGGCCCGGUGGCCAACGCGGGCGCGGCCCUCGCGUGCUGGAGUCUGCUCCUGCGGCCGUUCGAGAGGGAGGAGCCGACCAAGGUCGGCCAGUUCGACGACACGCUCCCGCUCGACAGCCCCGACUUCCCCGGCUUAGGGGCCCUCCUUGCUGGCUUGCGCGGAGGGGGCGCGGAUGUCUGGCUCUUCAGUUUCAGCCAGACACAGCUGCUGCGCCGCUUUCAGGCGGCUUGUCGUGCGGCGGGCCUGGGCUCGCUGAACCUCGAAAUGUACCAGCUGCGCCACGGAGGGGCGUCGAGGGAUUUCCUGAUGAAGACGAGGGAGAUUCAGGCGGUCAAGCAGCGAGGACGCCGGGCGAACGAUCGCACCUUGCUCCGCUACAUGAAGGCGGGCAGGGUGCAGAGGCUUCACAAGGUUCUGACGCCCGAGGCCAGCCGCUGGGGCCUGCCGCGGUCUCUCGGCGGCGGGUUUGUGAUCGAGGUCUUCUCGGGCAGCGGGCGGCUGGCCAAAUCCUUCGCGGAGCUUGGCAUCCCAGCGCUGACCUGGGACAUCGAGCACGGCCCCGCUGGCGACCUGCUGGGCAACGAC